This is a messenger RNA of Larimichthys crocea (large yellow croaker), 8139 nucleotides long. It is a transcript of the gene sorbs1, whose product is annotated as sorbin and SH3 domain containing 1. Gene Ontology annotation, molecular function: protein binding. The transcript has 28 exons. The coding region runs from base 254 to 4693 and encodes 1479 amino acids. The record is from RefSeq and is a predicted model, not a curated record. Lineage: Eukaryota; Metazoa; Chordata; Actinopteri; Sciaenidae. Gene Ontology annotation, cellular component: nucleus; cytoplasm; cell-substrate junction. Gene Ontology annotation, biological process: cell-substrate adhesion.
GACGCAGCUGAGGCCGCUCAGUGUGAAGCGCUGACAGGACGCUGCUGGAGAGCAGCAGUCGGCGCACAGAGCUCAGUGAAGUGUGUCUGCAGCAGCAGCAGCAGCAGCGAGUCUAAUACUGGAUUACCAUCACACAGAGGCCUCUCCAGCAGAGGGCAGCAUAAGAUCGAGCUCAUCUCCCAGUAAGUUCUCUCACUAAGUCUCAUCAGGUCCUCGGGCAGUCUGUGCCAUCAGGAUCACGCCUCUGACAACCAUGAAAGGCUCCCCUGACCUGAUUCCUUCUGCAGAUUUGGACCCCCGCAGAGUGUGCAAAGGGAAAGGAGUUGUGACUCUAAGGGCCACCCUCGUCCACAUAGAUGAUGAGGGCUGCAUCAGCGAAGAGCCAAAUGUCAUCACAACGCCAAGUGGCUGGACAAGCCAGAUUAAUGGGGACAGCUCUAAAGCAGGAUUGGCUGAGGGAGGCAGCAACAUCACAGCUGAUUUACCGCCUGUAAACAACACGCAGUGCCAGGUGUAUUCUCCGGAAAGCAUAAACGACAAUCAGGCUCCAUCCCCUACUGACAUUCAGAACUGCAUCACAUCAACGUCCAGCUCUGUUUAUCCCUGCACUAGCACUGUUAACCCCACCAUAGUCCUGCUGCAACACAACAGAGAGCAGCAAAAGCAUCUUUCUCAUUUUGAAGACCCAACUCCUGAAAGGGACAAAAGUCCUGAUCCUGGGAGAGAUUCAGUCAGCCCAGUCCCUGAUAUGGACUGGAAGAGGCUGCGGCUGUCACUGAACUCCCCUGUCCUCAGUCCUCUCAACAAGCCCAUUGUGCCUGUACGGAACCCUGAAAAGUCCAAAGACUGGUACAAGACAAUGUUCAAACAGAUACACAAAAUACCUGAGCCUAUUGAGGAAAAUCCUUACCGCCCCACCUACAUUUUCCCUGAGAACUAUGACAUUCAGAUGAAAUCAAAAGAUGAUGGUCCGAGCCCCUUUGGUUACCUGAAAGAUGUGAAAACAGUCCCGCGCUCAAAAAGUGAUGUCGAGGUCGAUUCGAGAAGCCGGUCGAUGCCUGUGCCAACACGGUCCUCUUCCCUCAAACCCUCUGCCAAAAGGAACGAGUGGGAGCCCCCGGAUAAAAAGGUAGACACCAGGAAGUACCGCGCCGAGCCCAAGAGCAUCUUUGAGUACGAGCCGGGGAAAUCGUCGGUGCUGAAGCUGGAGAGAACGACUCAGGAUGUAAGUCCAGAAGAUGUAGAUUUAGAGAAUGAGCCUUGGUAUAAAUUCUUUUCAGAGAUGGAGUUUGACAAAUCGAGUGCCCCCUCUUUCAGCCCCCUGGAAACAGCCUCCGACCUGCACCAGUACUCCUCAAGCAAGUCUGGACACAGCGAGGUGGAGAAGGACAGUGGAUCAUCCACGGGCGAGCCUGGGGCUCCAGAAUGCGACCGCCAUGUUUACAAGAGUGUCCUGGAGGGCGGCGACAUUCCCUUACAAGGUCUACGGGCCCUAAACAAGCGCCAGGGCAGCUCCUCCUCCUCUAAAGUGGAUUAUAAAGGUGGGAAUGGCUAUAUAAUUUCACCCUGCUCCUCUGUAAAUAGUCGAUCGGUUCUUGCCAGUAAUGCAAUAGGUAACCAGUGUAAGAGUAUGAAGCCUCUUUCUGCUGCCAAAGCCUGCAUACCCCAAAUCCUGCCCUCUAAGUUCAAGCCCAAGCUGCUGCCGCCCAGUGGUGAUAGUCAGCAAAGCAGGACUAAAGCUGUCAGGCACCCAAAGGCUCACAGCUGUGAGGAUCUGUACACGGGGCCAAGUGACACAGACUUUGCUGGAGCAGAGGAAAGAGAGAGCGGGCAACAUCUAGACUCAAAGUUCAGCUAUGGCACAGAUGGCGUGGACGGCCUCAGGAAUGUUUCCCCUGCAAUUAGGAGGAGCGCAUCAGAGUUUUCCAGCCUGUACAGGAGCAUGCAUCACAUCCAGCGGCCCAGCUCGGCCGGCUGCAGCCCCCAAGGCAGCGUCCGCAGCCUGGCCUCUCUUUUUGAGAAGGUAAAGGGCGGAGAGGGUGAAAGGUCAGAGGAGGAGGACGGGGGUAACAUUCCACGGGAUGCAGUGUCGUCACGGGUCACAGAGUUUGAAAUGAUCAUCCAGCGGUCCAGCUCUGCACCCAGCCGCUCCUCCUCCCUGCCCACCCUGAACUCCAGCCACAGCCACAGCCCCAACCACAGCACCGCCCACCUCUACAUGGCGUCUGCGGUGUCAGCGGAGUCCCUUUUGGUAACCGACACAACCCAGACAGAUGCCUGCUCCACGGUGGAGGCAGCGGGCAAGAACUGUGGGGAGGAGGUCCUGUUACCAGGCAUUGUGAUUGUGGAGGAGGCUGCUUCCUCAGAUGAUGGACAUACUGUCAGGACUGAGUCUCCCUCUAACACUGAGGCUGAGGUUGAACAGAUCUUCAGUAAAAGUACCCCAGACCUGAUCCAACAAAAUGUCCGUGAAUCAAAGAGUCCCUCCGCACUGCUUACAGUGUCCCCCCCACAACACAACCAUAUCCACCACCACCACCACCACCUCCUGCACCACCUGAACCAUCAACUCCUCCUCAAACCCAGCAAAUGCAAAGGUUCUUGCCCAGCCUCCUACACCCGCUUCACCACCAUCCUUAGGCACGAGAGGCAGCAGGCCACGACCCAACAGGAGAAACCGCCACCUGUGGAGAAGAAGACCACACUGCCUGGGAACCUCUUCCUCAUGGGCCCUGCCCCCUUCAGGUUACGGAAGAACCUGCAGUCCCACCAAACCCGGAGGACCGUGUUAGCCACUAAGGUGACGAUGGGCACCCAGAGGCCUAGCACUUUGUCUCCUGAGCUCAGACCUCUGAUCCCUCAGCGCCUGUCCUCCCUGGAGGUCCUGGAGAGGCUGAGUAACGGGGACGGAAGCAACACUGACCACCUGAGUAACGGGCAGGGCUUGGACGCCAACGGGAACCUACUGCAGCCGCUGGCAGCUCACUGCAGAGACUCGUCCCCAGCACAUGGGGAGAGCCAGGAUGAAGUGUUGCGGAGGCGUCAUGGGGACAAAGAGAAAAUCUUGGAGGAGCAGCGACGGCUGAAGCGGGAACAGGAAGAGGCUGACACAGCGUCGAGGCGUCACACAGGCAUUGUCCCAACGCAUCACCAGUUCAUCACCAAUGAGCGCUUCGGAGACCUGCUCAACAUCACAGAUAACACAGAGAAGAGGAAAUCAGGCAUAGAGAGAACCCCCGCUAUGGCUCGUUUCGACUUCAGAGCAGAAACUCUAAAGGAGUUGCCAUUUCAGAAAGGAGACAUUGUCUACAUCAUUCGACAGGUGGAUCAAAACUGGUAUGAAGGGGAACAUCAUGGAAGAGUUGGUAUUUUCCCUCAAAGUUAUGUCGAGCUCCUUCCCCCCACAGAGAAAGCCCAGCCAAAGAAAAGUGUCCCAGUGCAGGUACUGGAGUACGGAGAAGCCGUCGCCCGCUUCAACUUCAACGGGGACACAGUUGUGGAAAUGUCUUUCAGAAAGGGAGAGAGGAUAACACUGAUACGUAGAGUUGAUGAAAACUGGUAUGAAGGAAAAAUCUCAGGCACCAACCGCCAAGGCAUCUUCCCCGUCACGUAUGUAGAAGUGCAGAGACGACCCCGCGUCAAAAACGGGGUGGAGUAUCCCGACCCUCCUGUCAGCCAGUCUCCACAGCGCAGCACCAAUGCUUCUCCACAGCUGUAUCGUAAUCGCCUCACCACCUCCCCCUUGCCCCUCCCUCGUUCCCCUCGUCGCUCUGUGUCCCCCGAAGUCCAUGCUGUCUCCUCUGAGUGGAUCUCCCUGACUGUGGGAGGCGGGAGCCCUCCUGCCGCACCCACCCCUCCCUUGCCGCCGCUGCCCACCGUGUCCUACCGCUGUGGCGAAUACCUGCCCCCACCCUUCUCUGCCAGCCCUGUGCCCCCCAUCAUGGGCAGCCCAUACGGCGUCUCCCCCAUGGCUUCCCCAGCUGCCUCCCCUCUUCCUCCACCUUACCCACCCAGACCCAACUCAACCACUCCCUUCCUCACGUUCACCCCACCUCAGGGGGAGGACUUCCUGCUCUCCCCUCCUUCCUCACGUCUGUCACGCAGCGUGAGCCCCAGUGGCGGGCCGGUGCUGGAAGGCUGGCUGAGGGGGGAGAAGGAGUUGACAGAGGGGGAAGGCGCAGAGGGGGACCGGGGCCACGCAGCCCCGGGCAGCAGGCGAAAUAGUCCUGCAGAGUUUGUGAGGAACGAGGCUGAUCAUCAUGGACGGACCUCCAGAAGCCCUGUGAUGCUGUUCGACAUCCAAGACAACAACAAUGUUAACUCAUUUGCGGAGGCAGUGUGUAAUGAGAUAUUAAAUAUUGCUGAGACCUCGGUGAGGUACUGCAGCACCCUGUCCCACCUCCCUCAUGACUCUGUCCAUAGACUGCACCCCCACCCCAGUAAACAAUCUUUCAUCAUUUCCCAGCAACCCCAGUCCCACAGCAGCAGCCCGGAGCCAAGCCGUCUCAGCUGUGGAAUUUUCCAGGCUUUGUACAGUUAUGUCCCGCAGAACGAGGACGAGCUGGAGCUGCAGGAGGGAGAUCUCGUCAGCGUCAUGGAGAAGUGUGAUGAUGGCUGGUUUGUUGGAACCUCAAAGAGGACAAAACUGUUUGGGACUUUCCCUGGGAAUUACGUGAAGGAGGUGAAGCUGUAAAGAUAUCUAAUCUGGCUGUAACACAUGGUUGCCUGUCAAGCUUGGGAAGUCAUUACUAUCGCGCAUGGCUGUUGGUUAGCGUAGUCAUUUAGCCACGCAAAUCCAUUUUGUCUGGGAAAGUGAUCGGUCGGCCUGAGGUAUGUCGAACUGCACGAGGUGGAGACAGAGACAGCUCACUGCCCAGACCUCGGUAUGGUGUACACCUUGACCACAUUUCACACACACGUCGACAGAAUUCGUCCAUCUCCACAUGUGGACUCUUAUCUGUGAAAACCCUACCACAAACUAGCUUUUAUUGUACAGAUAAUAGCUUCCAUUUUGUCCAUGUAAUUUACAGUACACAAGUGUUUACGUAAGCACCUCAGUCUGGAGGCACAGCAGCAGAGCAGUGUAUGGAUCAAAGAGUGGCUCUUAUUACCUGAACUGGACUUUGAAGGAUUCAGAAUGUAUUUUUAUGUGAUGUCAGGUUGGAGCUGUUUGUCAUGAGCUACCUUUCAGGACCCAGAGGUGUUUAUCUUCAUUAGCAAAGUGUGAUGCAAAGCAUGCAUCUCAUGAUUCAAAGACAUUUUCAGUCGUUUAGACGUUGCCUCCAAAAGAAAAUCUUUAGUGUUUGAAACAAACGUAUGAAACUAAAUGUGUUAGACAAUUUUGCUCAGUUUAGAUUUGAGAAAAUGAGUAUAAAUACUUUAGGCCUUAUGUACGAAGCCCCUUUAGAGACUGGUCUGACAUAUCUGUUUUACUUUCUGUUACAUUUUCUGAAUCAUCAUAAAGUCAGUAUUGGCUACUUUUGAAGAGUAUUCACAAACAGUAUAACCCAAAAGCUUUACAUACCGGUUUAGUAUUGCCUUCAUUUUCGAUUCAAAGGUUGUUAUACAACAGUUAUUACACAUUAUCAUGUGCAUGACGAGAAACUCAAAUGUUGAAGUGUGCUGUGUGCUUCUCUUUUCUAAGUUACCACAGCAAACACAAAUCCACGAUCCACAUGUUGCAUGUCUGAUAAAAGUGAAGAGAAACUGUGUAUAUACACAUCUUAUAUUUUCACAAACUAUUUAUUUGUCCUUUUUUCUUACCUCUUCUGUCAUAUCAGAAGUAAACUGUGUUUGCUGAUGGCUGAUGCCUGUAAGGUAGCUGGUGGUAGACGCUUGGCUCCGGUGUAACCACAGGACAGGCGUGGUAGCACUUAACUUCCUGUUUGGACUUUUAGGGAGAUCCCACCUAACAAGAUAAUAGUAUAUUAAUCAGCUAUGACACAAAAAGCUAUUUAAUGUGUUAAGUAAAGCCAACAACGUGUCUUAGAAAAUAAUCAGUUAUUUUUAAGCGCAUAUUGAGAUUUUAACCAUGCCCUUACUGACAAGAUAGUAUGUUUUAGCCAUGUAAAUGUGUACAGAAAACUUUAAGAGGCCUUCCAAAUAUGGCUACAUAUUUUCAUAUGUAAUGACUACAACUUGGGCUAUACAGUUAGUUGAAUGAUUUAAAUCAGCAUGCACUGUUAAAUCAAUAAGAGAUUGACAAAUCAAAUCGGAGCAUGAAACACUGUCCCUGUAUUUGCCACCUUUAGCUUAAAGAAAACAGAAGUGAUGGUGACAGGGUGAACGGUCUGCUCUUUGAGCUUCAGUAGCUCCCUGAUGGGGGACGGCUUUGGAUUCUAUCAGAGCAUCAGAGCUGUCUUCCUUCAAGUACAGAGCUCCCACAUCUCAAGCUCCAUCAGAUCCCUGUAACAGACACCACACAUCAGAUUAUAUCCUCUCCAUGCGCAGAUUGAAAGAUGAUAGCUAUUGUUUUUCCUUUGCUUGUGUUUUUUCAUCAAAUUCCACGUCGUCAUCAACCGCUACACUGUGCUCAUCAAUCCUCUGCAGAGCUGUCAAAUAAUAGUUGCAAAUAGUACCCAGUGCUUGUUGUGACCUGCUCAAACUGGCAGAUGGAUGCAGUUUAUAAGGCAAUCGCUGAAGAAGUAUUCGAGUCAGUUUAUAACAGGAGGACUGACGUAGCUCCAAGUAUGAUCCGUUUUCCAGUCUACACAUUUCUAAUCAACUGGUGCCAGACUAUCAGUGGGCCUACCUUUUAGUAUCUCUUUAUGAUCGCCUACAAAAUAAAAAACAUAAUGUGAAGGAUUAAAAGAUAAAACUCUCACUAGAUCUAAAAGUGUAUGUUUACUAUAUCUCUGUUUUUUUCUGUGUCUGAAUGUGUUAGCUACAGUUGUGCAGUGAUGAUGAACAUUGACCUAUUUGGAACGUGGUUUGAAGCUGUGUGUGGCUACCACAUAAGUGAUUUAUGAAGUUUAAUAACUGAUGAAGUACAUUAGUUUAACGAAACUCAGUAGCAAUCGGUGUUUCAUCCUCUCGGACGUUCACUGUCGAGACAAAAUCAGGAGCUUCUUCCUGUGCAGAUCACCUCCAACAACUUAGCCAACAUCAGCAAGGGAAUGUUUUCUCAAUAUCGCAACAUCACAUUAUGGGUUUGCCUGUGUAGCACUGAUAUAAUAUUCAGGUAUAUUGUUACACCACAAAAGCAUGUUUUUUCCCUCCACUGCUGGCUAAACAUUUUUGUUCCUGUGUGACUCCAGCGCUGCAUGAAUGUGCUGAUUGGUCGACCUGUAGGCUUUUCUUCCCAGACAGAACAAAAAGCGAGAGGUUGGCUCCAUCUCCACAACACACUGUAUGAUGGACAAACAAUCACUCAUUUAGUCAUAACACCUCACUUUAGGUUGUUUUCUGUGAUACCGUGCUCCAUAAAACAUCACAGGAUGUAUGAAUGUAUGAAUAUAUGAAUGUGGCCAAUGCACACAUAAUAUGUAAAAAAAACAAAAGAAACGUCUGAAUUUUCAUCUUGAGUGAACAUGCAGACUUUUGUGCAGCGUGGAUUGUAAAUAUGUAAAAUAAAAAAUAGUCUGCGAGUGAUGGGAGCGUCAGAUUGAGCUUUCCGUCUAUUGCAGCAGUUUAUUUACCUGAAGGAUUUUUCUUUUUUGUUUGUUUUUUUUGUUUGGCAAAGCACAGAGCGGAGUGUUACAGAGCACAGGAAGUUUGACGCAUAUGAACAUUACGCUGCCAUUUGUGAGGAUCAUAAUGCCUUAUGUUAGAUGCAAAACCGUGCCUCAUUUUCAUUUAUUGUUUUUUUUUUUUUUUUUCUGGGAGUAUCACUGAAAUGUAUCCAUUACAUAUUUAAUGUAACUAUGGUUUUCCCGUUAGUCCUAGUCUCUGUGAUGGGAGAACAAUUACUAAGAACUUGUCAGUUACUGUGCAAGUACCUAAAAGUGUGACACAAUGCUUUAACUUAAUGAUUAAUAAUCAUAAGCAAGAAUGGACUAGUUUGAUGAGACACAACCUGCAACAGGUUUGGUUUGUUUGCUUCAAUUUGCAGUGCUGUUACAUUGACAAUAUUAAAAUAAAGAUACUAUACACUGCUGUGACUUCGGUAUUAUGCAAUAUUUAAUAAACCAUUUAAACCAC